Messenger RNA from Solanum tuberosum (potato), 555 nucleotides. RefSeq lists its product as uncharacterized. The coding region runs from base 46 to 555 and encodes 169 amino acids. Lineage: Eukaryota; Viridiplantae; Streptophyta; Magnoliopsida; Solanales; Solanaceae. The transcript is spliced from 4 exons. The record is from RefSeq and is a predicted model, not a curated record.
UUUAAGGUGUACUAGGAACCGAUAUAAACUCGAAGGAGACCGGUGAUGAACCAUGUAGGCAUUGAAGCAGUUGCCUGUGAUUUCAAUGGUAACCGUGCUCUCUCAAGUCUGGAUACAGAAGGUUGCUGUGAAGAAAGAAUGCUUAGGUUGGGUAGCUUGCCAAAAAUUACUUCAACAAACAAAAGACGAUAUCCUAAUAAAGAGCCUAACAAUCACAUAGGUGGAUGUCUCUUGGAAGUGGAAUAUGUGCAAGAUGAAUCACUUGGUACGAUUUUUAAUGUUGAUAAAAGCACGAGUGAGGAAUUGACAUCAUACUCAUCUACUACUCUAGAAAAUCAUGGUUUGUUCUUAUUGUCUGCAUCAUUCUUUAACACCAAACAACUCAAUAUUUUGUUGCUUGUCAUCAUUGGCUUAUCAAAGAAAAAAGAGAGUAAGGAAUUGGGCAAGCAACUAUUUGUAAAUUACAAAGCAACGGAAUAUUUCUGGCAAUGGACGAUAUUUGCAUUACCGAUAUGUGAUUUAUGUGUCCAUGGUGCAAAGUACGAACAGUGGUAG